AUGGGUAUGCAUAUUGACCUCCCAUCUCGGCUUGAAUCCGCCCAAGCCAAGCAACAUCAUCUGCAAGCACGAACCACAUGGUACAGAAUAACAGUGCCAUUUGGAGAAUGCUCCGAUGUUGGAGAGGAAUGGCAAGCGAGGGCAACGCACGGCGAAUCUUGGCAUGAUGCCCGACUCCACGAGACCUCGGCAGAGCCAAAGAAAGCUGCUUAUGUGGUCAGAGGAAUAUCCAUGCAACAAGUGCUGGGAGACAGUGAAGAGCGUCUGACCGCCAUAUGCGAGGUAACGCUUUUGGAUGACAUGAAGCGCGUGGCAGAUGGAAGCGGGAAAACACCAGCGAGACCGGUAGCUAUUACCUGGCGCAAGAUGAUGACUGGUUCCAACCGUUGGAACAAUGUACCUGGUGUGAGUACGGCGUUCAAUCAGCCUGCAACGCUUGCCUGUUUAAUCGUGUACAUGGCUUCGAAUGAGAAGGCCUGUCCCCUCCUGCAGGCAGUGACCGGAGAGCCGGAAAGUCCUCCUAGCUCCCAUCUCCCGCAUGCAGCUAAUAGAUUCAGUAGCAUCCAAAGCAGGAUGAGACUCGCGAGCCAGAUAUGGAAGUACCUGGCAGAGUACUGGUACAUGCGCAUGUACCAGUAG
Messenger RNA from Trichoderma harzianum CBS 226.95, 639 nucleotides. RefSeq lists its product as hypothetical. The transcript has 2 exons. The record is from RefSeq and is a predicted model, not a curated record. The coding region runs from base 1 to 639 and encodes 212 amino acids. NCBI's taxonomy places the organism in Eukaryota, Fungi, Ascomycota, Sordariomycetes, Hypocreales, Hypocreaceae.